Molecule: messenger RNA, 1540 nt
Organism: Odontomachus brunneus
Lineage: Eukaryota; Metazoa; Arthropoda; Insecta; Hymenoptera; Formicidae
Product: solute carrier family 35 member E3-like
Exons: 5
Coding region: 477-1412 (311 amino acids)
Cellular component (GO): Golgi apparatus
Molecular function (GO): antiporter activity; nucleotide-sugar transmembrane transporter activity
Source: RefSeq, a predicted model, not a curated record
CACCCUGUAGAACAUUCCGCGAGGCAAUGUACUACGCGCGUACGCACGCGUCUAUCGAAAAAAGUCACGUGGGCUGCUUGUAGUAGCGUGAGUGAUGCACGGUGAAUUCGCGUCAAAAUGCUGAAUGAAUGUCGGUAAAUUGAAUAUUUCCAGAUACUACGAACAUGGCGUGUUAUUUGAGGGUUACGAGUGAAUCGGCGGUCGUGAGACGGGAGGAUGAAUGAAAUCGAGGAGGAUGGAACAAUCGCGGCUUUAUUGUUGAUGAUUCGCGCUGGCUGUGGCAUCAGGAUUUGUUGUCGCCGUUUGUUGGUGCUUUGACAUGCAUACGCGCGGGUCGCGUGCGACAAGUAUAACCUGUUUACGGUAUUAAACGUUAUCGUAAUUGAAGACGCGAGAAAAGAAAAAACUAUCGUUAUCGUCGCUGCCAUCGAAAUCAUUAAUUGUACGACCACGAGCGAUACGAUUGAAUUUUGAGUAUGAAUCAGAAGGUGGUCACCGCGUUUUACUUGUUGUUAAACAUAGUCCUGUCGAUCACCAUUGUACUGCUAAACAAAUGGCUCUACGUCAACACCGGCUUCCCGAACAUCACGUUAUCGAUGAUCCACUUCAUCAUGACAUUCGCCGGCUUGAUCAUCUGCGAGAAGCUAAAUGUCUUUUGUAUCAAGGAUAUCGAUAUCAAGGAGAUGGUGCUGAUCGCAAUGACGUUCUGUGGAUUUGUCGUGCUGACGAAUUUGAGUUUGGCUCAUAACACAGUUGGGACGUAUCAGGUGGCAAAGAUGUUGACAACACCCUGCGUGAUAGUGAUGCAGAUGAUAUUUUAUAGGAAGCAGUUUAGCAUACCUGUUAAGUUGACAUUGUUACCCAUCACACUGGGAGUCAUAAUCAAUUUUUACUAUGACAUACAAUUCAACAUCAUUGGGACUAUUUAUGCAACACUGGGAGUGUUUGUAACAUCUCUGUAUCAAGUGAUGGUGAACAGAAAACAGAGAGAAUUUCGAAUGGAUCCAAUGCAACUGUUAUUUUAUCAAGCACCACUGUCUGCUGUCAUGCUCCUCAUUGUCGUUCCUGUUUUGGAGCCGGUUGGACAAACGUUUGCGCACAAUUGGUCACUGUUGGACAUAAUCAUGGUAGUACUGUCCGGAGUGGUUGCAUUUUUCGUAAAUUUGACUUCCUACUGGAUCAUAGGGAAGACCUCGCCCUUAACAUACAACAUGGUUGGACAUUCCAAAUUCUGCCUGCUCCUGCUGGGUGGUGCAUUACUUUUUCGUGAAACGUUAGCGAUCAAUCAGUUGAUUGGUAUAACAUUGACAUUAGUGGGAAUUAUAUUAUAUGCUCAUGUCAAGAUGAAAGAUAAUCAUACCGUAGCGCCGGAGUUCGAAGAGAGAGAAACAAAGCCGUUGCACAAAGUAUAAUAUCAUUUCCAGAGUGGUAGUUGAUCGAGGAAACUCGAAAUUUGACGAAGUUUAUCAGUCAGCCGGUACUUAAAAGCGCAUAUGUUUUCUAAGUCUUGAAGUCUGUUGCAAUAAACGUUAAUACGUAA